Molecule: messenger RNA, 538 nt
Organism: Paramecium sonneborni
Lineage: Eukaryota; Ciliophora; Oligohymenophorea; Peniculida; Parameciidae
Source: the annotation of a GenBank genome assembly
AUGAUAUCAUUUUCAAAGUUUAAGAGAUUAUAUCUUCAACUCUUUAGAAUUCUUAAACUUCAGAUCCUUAUUCGCUUACUAAAUUAACAAAAAUUUAGGCUAUCUCUUAAAUUUGAUGAUAAUUAUAAAGAAAGCAUUGAACCAUUGAAUAAAGCAGUAUUAUGGAUCAAAGCUUCAUCGUAACUUUUCUCUAAUAUUAACUAAAUUAAUCUUCUUAGAAAUAUUUUUCUUGUUCCACGAUCGUAAGACCAUAUUAAAAGAUUUCGAAUUAUUUUUUAAAGAACAUAAAUCAAUUGAGGUUAAAUCUCCUAUUAGUUUUAAACAAUAAAAAUAACCAUAUUUAGAAUCUGCUUAAUUUUUUGAUGAACUUUUGCUCAGAACUCUUAAAGUGAUGAAGCAUAUACAAUAAUAUUCUACUUACAGCAUGUAAGUUGCUGUUUAUUAUAAUGAAUUUUAAUAUUAUUUUAAUGGUUCAAUCAAAGUUAAUCAAGAAAAAAAAGGAACUUAUUCAUAUUUUAAUCUUAUUUUAUUAAAAUGA